This is a messenger RNA of Daucus carota subsp. sativus, 1682 nucleotides long. RefSeq names its product UDP-glycosyltransferase 89A2. Bases 64 to 1476 code for a protein of 470 amino acids. NCBI's taxonomy places the organism in Eukaryota, Viridiplantae, Streptophyta, Magnoliopsida, Apiales, Apiaceae. The record is from RefSeq and is a predicted model, not a curated record. The transcript has 2 exons. Gene Ontology annotation, molecular function: UDP-glucosyltransferase activity.
CAGGGAACAGGACCCAUAAUACAUUUCACUAUAUUCAUACCAGUCUGCAGAAACUAAAAAACCAUGUCAACAUUGCCAGGCAAAGGAGUCCACAUCCUGGUCUUCCCAUUCCCUGCACAAGGCCACAUGUUACCGCUUCUCGACUUGACUCACCAGCUGCUUCUCCGUGGCCUAACCAUCACCCUUUUGGUCACUCCCAAAAACCUGCCAAUUCUUGAUCCCUUGCUCUCUAUUCAUCCGUCGUCUUCGCUGAAAACCUUGGUCCUUCCUUUUCCUGAUCACCCUCUGGUCCCUUCUGGCGUCGAGAAUGUUAAGGACAUUGGUAACGCUGGAAAUGUGCUGAUCAUUUCCGCUCUUGCCAAGCUAAGUGAAGAGAUAAUUCAGUGGAUCAGAUCACAUCCUUCUCCUCCUGUGGCUGUACUGUUUGAUUCAUUCUUGGGAUGGACUAAUCAACUUGGAUUACCAAGGAUUUGUUUUCACUCUACUGCUGCAAUCAUGAGUUCUGUGUUUGAUGCUUUGUGGCAGAAUCUUGAUGCUCUUUUUCCCUUGGAUGCUGUUGAGUUUCCUGAUUUACCAAGAUCACCGUCCCUAAUUAGGGAACAUCUUCCUUCCCUUUUCCGCAGGUACAUUAAAUCAGAUCCGAACUGGGAGUUAGUUAAGGACAGUAUGGCUGCAAAUAGUUCAAGUUGGGGUUAUGUUAACAACACGUUUGAAGCAUUGGAACCAGAAUUUUUGGAGUUUUUAAGGAACAAGUUGGGACAUAACCGUAUAUUUGCAGUUGGUCCACUCAGUCUGUUGGGCGGUUCGGAUUCUACAAGUCGGGGCAGUACAAGUAGUUCAUCAGUUUCUCAUGAUGAUAUAUGGUCUUGGCUCAAUGGGUGUGCUGAUGGAUCUGUUCUCUAUGUGUGUUUUGGAAGUCAAGUACUACUAAGAACGGCCCAAGUAGAAGCCUUGGCAAAUGGACUUGAACGUAGUGGUGUAAAGUUCAUUUGGGUAAUGAAACCGGCUACUGCACAACAAGUGGCUGACGGGUUUGGGUCGAUACCUUAUGGAUUUGAGGCACGGGUCAAGGGUAGAGGGCUGAUAAUUCAAGGGUGGGCGCCACAAGUGCCGAUAUUGAGUCAUCGGGCUGUGGGUGGUUUUGUUAGUCAUUGUGGAUGGAACUCACUUCUUGAAGGAAUUGUGGGGGGAACGAUGAUUUUGGGCUGGCCCAUGGAGGCAGACCAGUUUGUGAAUGCUAAAUUGCUGGUAGAUUACAUGGGUGUUGCUGUCCGGUUAUGUGAGGGCAAAGACACGGUCCCAGACCCUAUCAAGUUGGGUCAGAAAGUUGCCGAGUCAAUGAGUGGUGAAAUAGCUGAGAAGGUGAGAGCAAAAGAGCUCAGAAGCAAGGCAAUGGAAGCUGUUGGGGGUGGAGGAAGCUCUUCAAGAGAUUUGGACAGGCUUGUCAGAGAACUGACCCAGCUUCAAAGUGUUUGAUUAGCGGAAGGUUUCUUGCGACAUUUACAUUGUGCAAGUGAAACAUCUUUUUUAGUACACAGGGAACGUAAUCUUGACAAAAGUGCUAAGAUCUUGUAUUUUUGCGGGGUGGGGGUAUCAAUAACUAAUCCAAGAUGCAGUAAAAUGCAUUGUCUAUCAAACUCAUGUAGAUGCAAAUAGUUUUCUAUGUCACAAUUUGUGCUUUA